Ruditapes philippinarum (Manila clam) is the source of this 1593-nucleotide messenger RNA. RefSeq lists its product as uncharacterized. The transcript has 4 exons. Lineage: Eukaryota; Metazoa; Mollusca; Bivalvia; Venerida; Veneridae. Bases 192 to 1367 code for a protein of 391 amino acids. The record is from RefSeq and is a predicted model, not a curated record.
GCAAUAAAAUACCGGUUUCCAAUACAAAUAUAAAUUAGUUAAUAAUUUUAUUUUUCCAUAUUAUCCUUUAAAUGAAAAAUGUUUUUUAUUAAUUAGAUUUAGCUACAGUCACAGAACCAAGAACGUUUGGCUUUCUCAGCAGAAAGACAUCUAGUAGUAAGCCCUUGUUGAAAUUCGCCACUAAAACUAAUAUGAAGAAACAUGCUCUGUGUAAAAACGAAACAACAACAUUACGUUCAAGUGAGAAAUCAACAUCGGCAACAACACCAGAUUCAGGCGAUAGCAAAUCAAUAUCUCCACAAAGUUCUACUACAAGUUCAACAAAUAGUUUCACAAAGAAACGAGACAAAUACAUAAAAUCCUCUAAUUAUGGAAUCCCUAUUGGAGUUUCGGUUGCCACCUUCCUAUUAAUUGUUGGUGCUGUUAUAGCAGUUAUUCUAACAAAGAGACGAGGGAAAAUUUCGAUCGUGUUUUGUAACAUCUUUUCAUCUGGUAUAACGCCAAAAUGUACAAUGGAUAAAUCCUUAAUCGUCAACAAUGUAUAUGAAGGCCAUUCUGAUUCCCCGUAUGAACAGAUUGAUAAGGUAGUACCACGAACAAGCAAGGUCGCAGUAAAUGAUGUGCAGGAAGACAACGUAAAUUAUGCACAGGUUAGCUUUAAUCUUAAACAAAAUGCAACUAAGACAACUGGUGACAUGGUCGAAAAAGGAGGUGAGGAGGAUAAAGGGAUGUAUAACACAUUGAAGUUGCGUGUAAAAUUAGGGGAUAGCUUUGACGCUACAUACGAUACAGUAGAGAAAGCAGCUAUGAAGCUGAAAACCCAACAUGGUACAGUGAACAAAUCAGAUGAAAAUUUAACAAUUAAAGAAACAGAUGAAAAUCCAUACAAUCAUUUGAACGAAAAACUACUGAAAGACUGCAAAACAGAUAAUGCCUAUGGUGUAACACAAGAUAUUAAAAAUGAAUAUAAUGAAUAUUCUAGAAAAGGACAUGAAAAGUGUCUCAAGGAUGAUGAAGACAUGAAAAAUCAAACAAGCAGACUACAGGUUGAUAAUGACACGUUCAAUCAAUCAAGCAUACUUCAGGAUGUUGCAUCUACGUACAAUCAUAAAGACACACUUCCAGAUGCUAAAGAUAAGCAAACUCAUACAUGCAUGCUUCAGGAUGAUAAAGACACGUACAAUCAUACAAAGGCACUUCAAGAUGUUGGAAACACGUACAAUAAUACAAACUCACUUCAGGAUGUUGAAGCAACGUACAAUCAUGAAGAAACCCUUCUGGAAGUUGAGGACAUGCACAAUGAUACAAAAACACUUCAAAAUGUUGAAGACACGUUCAAUCAUACAAUCACACCAAAGGAUAUUUGAUGUAAUGUACAAUCAUACAAACGUACUUCAGGAUUAUGAAGACACUUGUAUUCAUACACACGCAGUCUGGGAUAUUAAAGACACUGGAAUUCAUAAUUUAGGGUGCUUCAUGACAAGUGAAGUCACAUGAACACAUUUCAAUUUGUUGAAGACACAUGAAAUAGAAAAAAACUGACAGUGGUAUGUUUAUACACAUUUAAUAAUAUAUAACAAUUAUUUUCAUGGU